Venustampulla echinocandica is the source of this 1683-nucleotide messenger RNA. RefSeq lists its product as uncharacterized. The record is from RefSeq and is a predicted model, not a curated record. Lineage: Eukaryota; Fungi; Ascomycota; Leotiomycetes; Helotiales; Pleuroascaceae. Bases 1 to 1683 code for a protein of 560 amino acids. The transcript has a single exon.
AUGCGCCUCAUCCACUGCACUCUUAGCAUUGCCUCCCAAGAAACCCUCGUUCAUCUCGAACUCCACGAGUACCUCCUUGACUUCCCCCGUUACGCAAUCCUCUCUCACCGCUGGGGUGCUCCCGAGGAAGAGCUCACGUUCCCAGACAUACAAAAGGGCCUAACCUUAACUAAAGGCAAGGGCUACGAGAAAAUCACAGGUUGUUGCGAGCAAGCCAUCCGCGAUGGAUAUGAGUAUGUCUGGAUUGACACGUGCUGCAUUGAUAAGAGCAGCAGCGCUGAGCUCUCUGAGGCCAUAAAUUCAAUGUAUGCGUGGUAUUCGGGAUCUGGUACUUGUUACGUGUAUCUAUCAGAUGUUCCCGGAGAGAAGGAACUCGAGGAUCAUUCCAAGGAAAAGUCGGCAUUCAGAAUGAGCGAAUGGUUUAGGAGGGGGUGGACGCUACAGGAGUUGAUUGCGCCGUCAUCUGUGAUAUUUUAUGCCGACAACUGGGUGUUGAUUGGAGAGAAAUCUGAUAUGGCCGAUCUUAUCCACGAUAUUACAAAUAUUGAUAUUGGAGCCCUGAAAAAUCAACGGGAUCGUCCUAUCAGCGUGGCGAAGAUGAUGUCCUGGGCAACGGGCAGGGUGACCACAAGGGAUGAGGAUAGAGCAUACUCGCUCAUGGGAUUAUUCGGUGUCAAUAUGCCCACGCUCUACGGCGAAGGCUCAAAAGCAUUUAUCAGAUUGCAAGAGGAGAUUAUGCGCACGACGUACGACCAAAGUUUGUUUGCUUGGGAAAUGAAUGGUACUGCACCAAGGGGCCUUUUGGCGGCAUCCCCGAACGAAUUUGCUGGAUCUGCAGAUGUGGUCUUGAUGGAUUAUAAUGAGUUUGCUGUACAGUUUGGGAAUAAAGAUCCGAAGCCUGAAUAUAAUUCGACGAAUUUUGGGAUACGGAUCCAGUUGCCUUUGGAGCAGAUUGAUAACGGAGAGAUCUAUAAGGCAUAUCUUGCGUGCACAACUCAAAACUCAGAUAUACCGGUUUCUAUAACUCUCAGGGGAUCACCUAGAGCGGCAAUAGAUACAUAUGAAAGAGUUGAUAUUCCUGCGCCAAAUUUGGACAACACCAAGCCAAUCCGACUUUCCGAUAUCCCAGUCAAAGAUAUUUACGUCUCGAGCCCAAACAGCCUUCUCCACAUGAACCCAACCACGACUCCCGAACUAGACAUUCACUUCACAAUCUCCCCCAACGAUUUUCUUAAACCACCCACAACGUUCCGCUCGAAACUCUUACUAAACUACCAUUAUGGCGCCUCUAUCAAACGUGCCACUGGGCUUUCCUUCACCGUCCGCUUUCGCCAAAAUGUUGAUGACCAAUACGUCGUCUUAUGCUUGGGCGAACUCCAAGGAUUAAUGACCAUGGAAGCCGAUUAUGUUAAGCUUUUUGUAGUGGUGGGGUGGUAUGGAAAGAGGCUGUGGUGUGAUGUUACCGGCGCAAAGUUGGCAAGUGAGACGAGUGUUUAUGAGUUGUAUAGGGAUUGCGACUCAAGUCCAGGGAACGUAAGGGCGAAGGGGAGAACAGAGUAUAAGUUGAAAGUAUCAUUUGGAGAGAAUAAACUAGCUGCUAAUUUGGGGGUUACUGUUGGUAGGGAGAGCGUCAAUGGCGGUAGAGAAUCUUAUAGCGCAGCUAUAGAGUUUAAUUGGACGUAG